AUGAACCGAUAUGCUAGUCCAAUCAAUCCAGCCGUGUUUCCUCAUCUGACGAUCGUGUUACUUUCUAUCGGAAUAUUCUUUAUGGCUUGGUUCUUUGUGUAUCCUUUGAUUUAUACCUGUCACGAAGAAAAGCUUUGAUCAGCAUGAACCGUUUAGUUUUUAUGUGGUUGCUGCCCGUUUGCAGUUUUUAGCCAGUGGAUUUUCAAGAUUCUAACUCUUUUGACAGAAAAUAAUCCUAGGUAUUCUGCAUUUAAGCCAAGCCCUAAAUUUCUUAACAGAAUGAGUCGCAUUUAAGUUUUUUACCGUUAAGGAAUAUAUUUUGUGUUCAACUCUGAUUGUUGAGAGUUCAUGGUGUCACGCAAUCUUAAACAAGAAUUAUUACACUUUACUUCCAGUUAUUUUCAGUUUAUGGGGUAAAUGGGGUUGAUGCGAAUUUAGUUGUCUAGAGGAUCUGUGAUUUCAUGAUAAUGAUGAUGAUAAUAAUAUAAUAAAAAUAAUAAUAGUAAUAAUGAUAAUAAUAAUAAUCUUCAUUCAAUACUAUACCUGGCAACUUUUUCAAAUUUAUAGGGGUGACAUUUUUAGAUCUUUUUAUCCUGGGAGUGCCAGGAUUUUUUAUAGGAGUCAGAUAAUAUCUGAAGAUGUCUGAAAAACGUUCCGAAGAGUUCCGCCUAACACAAAAAUGGGAACAUGAAGAAACAGUGACUUUCCCUACUAAAAUAAGAGAAUCUGGAGAAAGUUGAUCAUUCACAUGGACUUUUCUUUACUGGUUCCAGUUUCUUUAAAUAAUUAGCAUGUUUUUCAAAAUGUGUCAGCUAAUACUGUAAUGACUCAAACAUUUCUACCAGGCGCAAGAAAAUUAUUGGAAUACAGUCGUGAGUAGGCUUGAGAUUGAAGUUUUCGAUCUUCAUGUGUGACAGUCAUGCUAUAGGCAUGACACUUGGCAGGUAUGCAACACAGCUUCUCAACAGUUUGUUGGCGUCUUCUUUUUAUCAGGUCACUGCCUGAGACCUCGGCUGUCCUAGCCUUUUAAGCCUUAAGAUCCACAUACAAUUUCUUCAGUCUUAUCUCCAUGCAUUUCUUUCAAGAACAGAAUUUGGUUUAAGAUCAAAGCAUUCUUCCUUUGGUAAUCAACUGAGUAACUCUCAUAACAUUUCCUCUUGAUGAUCUGCAGGCGCCAGUUGCCCAAAAGGUGGAUAGCGCAAUCCACUGGAUAAAUCACUAUCCACUGGAUAGCACAAUUGGUUUCCCUAAUACUUAUUCAAUGGAUAGCGUUAUCCAUCGUUUGAACAACCAGGGCCUGAUGUUGUCAGGAGAAAAUUGAUGUUGGUCACUCUUGGGACCUAAGGGGUUAAGACUUUGUGAAGGAGUGUGGCAUUUCCCAGUAAGCAUGCUCUCUGUAAUAAUGUGUGGUUCCAGAAAAUAUCCAUACCCCCCCUCCCUCCACGGAAGAUCAUUGGAAAUUCCGAGGGGGAGGGGGGGUUCAAAGGCAGCUAUUUCCAAGGGGUAGGGGGGUUCAUGGGAAACAACUUUCCAGAGGUUGACGAACCACGAACAAAACACUGAAAGUAACGUACAAUCGAUCGUAAGCACAAAACAUACGUACGUUGUUUUGAAACCAAAAUCACUACUCCUGGCCAUUGAGAUGAGGUUAACAUCAUUAGCUUUACCACCGUUUUCCUUGAUACGCGACUUUCCAAAUCAAAACACCCGCUGAAACGUUUCCAAAAUUUCCGUCAAUCAUACUCGUCAUACCAUAUAUGGAAGUGUUGGACUGGGCCUGAAAAUUUAAAAUGUGGCGGCCGGUCGAAGUUACAUGUAAACAUGGUGGCAAGUUAUUCGUUAAAUUUGCGUUGGCGAGUAGUGUAUUUACUCGUUCAGGGAUUUACUGUCGAACGUGUUGCUAGACUACUUCACGUAGGGAAGACGUUUGUAAAAAAGAUUUGAAAUCUUUACCAGAACACAAAAACAGUUCAUUAUCAAUCACGGCCGGGUAGAGUGAGAAAGUCGGAAGGUAAGUAAGCUUACGAUUUGAACUGAGGUUUUUGUAAUCACUUCUCUAAAUGGGCCUAAUUGUAUCAAACGAAUACAUAACCAUUGUUUUUCUCACCUGGACUUAGCACAGGACGUGUUAUUCAUAAGAAGGGUAAUCCAGCAAUAUCCAGAGAUUUACGAGGAUGAAAUACAGGAAUGGAUACAGUUCGCACUGGGAAAGACAAUUCCCGUGUCCACGAUCGCUAAGCUAUUGAAGAAAAUGGGCUUUACACGAAGAAAGGUGCAUAUUGCAUGUCUCAUAUUUGAAAAAGAAGAAAAACAGUUUCUCAUGUCAUUGAAGCACGGCAGACUAUGAAGCACGUACAAUACCGGUAACACUUCCAUAUGUUGUAUGAUGUGUAUGAUUGACGGAAAUUUUGGAAGCGUUUCAGCGGGUGUUUCGAUUUGAAAAGUCACGUAUCAAGGAAAACGGUGGUAAUGUUUCUGCUUUUCUUUGAGUUAGCUAGCGCUACAAUCUCCAGAAGAACGAUGUGUCUUUGGAACAAAGUCGAAACAAUUUAAAAUGGCAGACAUGACUGGAGUCAGAGUCUUGUCCCCAGACUUCCAGCUUCGUCUCGUUUUCAUCCGACCAACAUUUUAGUGCUUUCAGUUCUGUUCACUGAGCAUCACUUUUCGCUACCUUCACAUGCAGGAAACGCAUGUUUGAUACGUUUCUUUUUUUAUCGGUGGUUAUUCGUGGUAGUAACUCAUAAAAAAAAUGCGAUGAGACAAGAGUACUUUCGUUCUCAUUUCUUGCUCGAUCUUCAGAAGGCCCCGCUACCUAGCAAGUAAAAUUUCUGCAGCCUGAUCAUGACGAUGUUCACGAAAACUAGCACGUUGGCAUGUGUUAGUGAAGGUUUUGGUCCUUAAAUAAGAUUCAACCUGAAGAAACUGACUAAAUGUGUAGACAAAUAAACAGCCAGAAAGGAACCUUGUAAGUUUCUGGGGUUUUUUUGCUAUCAUUUUCCAAGUUGUUUAGGCAGUGAAAGUAAAGUUCUCUUCAUAAUGUUCGCGUCGGAGUAAGCACAAAAACGUAGAGCAAUCAAUGUUUUAAACUUUACAACCCAAAUGUUUAAGCUUAUAAGCUUACAUGAAAACUAGACAGGCAGAAUUUGAAAAUUUGAUGGUGAAGUACAAGUAGCUAAAAGUUUAGGUGAAUAAUAACAUUCACAAAAGUUUACAUUGUUGUAAUAAAAUUCAACCAUAUUUUCGUAAUUGAGUUAGUAUCCACAUUCUGUUUUUUUAAAGUACCCAAACCACUUUGACAGAAACAAGUUCCCUUUUAAAAAUUCUGGAAAUUCCUAGGGGGAGGGGGGGGUGCAAAUCAAAGAGUCUUCCGUGGGAGGGUUAUGGAUAUUUUCUGGAACCACGCAAUUCUAAACAACAUGUGUGCCAAUCUCUGCCAACUACUUUCUAUAAUUUAUUAUUAUUAUUAUUAUUAUUGUUGUUGUUGUUUUUGCAGAUCAAUUUAGGUUGCUGCCACCUACCCCUCCCCUAAACCAACAUUUUGCCCUAAGUAAGAAGUAAGUGUUAAUAUUAGCUUAGGGGAGGGGUUGGUGGGCAGUUUCCCAGAAAAUUAAUGUAAAUUGAAAUUGGGAUGGUGCAUGCAUGAUGUAAUAACUUCCUUGACAUUUACCAAAGCUAUGAGGUCACCUCCACAAAGUACAACAGAGACAUCUACAAAGAACUGCUUGUAUCUUUAGUUGCUUCUCUUUUCAUGGGAUUUGGAGGGCUUUUCCUGUUACUUUGGGUUGGAAUUUAUGUAUGA
Messenger RNA from Porites lobata, 3799 nucleotides. NCBI's taxonomy places the organism in Eukaryota, Metazoa, Cnidaria, Anthozoa, Scleractinia, Poritidae. The record is from the annotation of a GenBank genome assembly.